AGGAAGCCGUGCCGUCAGAGGCAGCGCUCUCACCGCACUCGGGUCAUUUCUCUCAAACACGGUGAACAUGGUGUCUCUCUAGCGCCGCGUCCCUCCGCCGCCGCCGCCGCCAUGUCCUGCCUGAGCCGUGGGGUCUCUCUCUCCCGCCGGGCGAGCUUCUAGUCCAACAGCCUCUUUCGCUUUACCGCCUCCAGCCGGCGUCUGAUGCAUUUGGAGGAUGGGGAACAUGAUGCGAGGCGCGAAGGCCGGCAACAAGGCCCCCCGCGAGAACCACGACGGCUCCACGAAGGCUUCUGAAGACGACGGCCUUGUGGUGGUGCUCCAGGACUACCCGGCCCCUGAAGUCAGCGAGCCCAUUUACCGAAUGGGAGAGAAGCUCCGGGUCCUCGCACAAGAAGCGUACUGGUGGAGAGUCUGCUCGGUCCAAACAGGAAAGGAGAACUACAUACCCAGCAGCCAUGUGGCAAAGGUGUACCAUGGGUGGCUGUUCGAGGGCGUGGAGAGGCAGAAGGCCGAGGAGCUGCUGCUGCUGCCCGGGAACAGAGCCGGCUCCUUCCUGGUGCGGGAGAGCAGCAGGGAGAGAGGCCUGUACUCGCUGUCGGUGAAGCACCGGAUCAUAAAGCACUAUCGCAUCUUCAGGCUGGACAACAGCUGGUACUACAUCUCCCCCCGCCUCACGUUCCAGUGCCUGGAGGACAUGAUCAACCACUACUCCGAUUCUGCAGACGGCCUGUGCUGCGCGCUAACGUCCCCGUGUCUGUCGGGCCUGACCCCGCAGGCCGACGCCCACCCCAUCGCCCCGCCCGUGCUCAUGAGACACAACUUUGACUGGAAGAAGGUGGACAGGACGCAGCUGGUCAGCACCGACGCCUGCAACGACAACGUGGUGAGCUACGGCGUGCGGAACAGCAUCGCCGCCUACCUGUCCUUCUCCGGCGCUGAGGACCCGGCCCAAGUGAGAGCCCAGAGCAGGAAGAAGAAGAGCAAAUCGUUUUACGCGCUUCCUCAGAACAGCCUCCCCACCAUUGACUACGACGACGAGUUCUAGAGGCUCGGAGGCUGCAGAGGAGCCGCGUGCCUUUACUUUUAGUCUGUGACUGUGCACUUUGCAGUACUUGAACAGCAUCACGCUGUUUUGCUCGACCUCUUAUAUUCAUGGACCUGAGUGGAGCUGAACUGGACAGUGGGUGCAAUACGACUGUGACACACGUCUCCCACAGAACAAGGACGUGAGACCUUCAUUAGGAGCACAGAGAAUGCUGAGUUUUAAUGUUAAUGCAUAUGUAGAGUAUGUAUUUGUGGCUUUCAAACUCUUUUCCAGCGUUAAAUGCUUUACUAACUUAUACUUACAAUAAAUAAGGGAUCAGUGAACAGAACAAAAACAAACCUGCUGCAUUAUCCUGACUUCCCAGCAUGCACUGCUUGAGCGGUUAACAGUCAGAUGGAAACUUGAUCAGUCACGGUUAUUCAGUGUUAACCAUGACAGGUCAGUGUAAAUGGUUCCUCUAACAAACGUUGAAUGGAAAUCUA
Messenger RNA from Betta splendens (Siamese fighting fish), 1530 nucleotides. It is a transcript of the gene sla1a, whose product is annotated as Src like adaptor 1a. Bases 218 to 1048 code for a protein of 276 amino acids. Gene Ontology annotation, molecular function: protein binding. Lineage: Eukaryota; Metazoa; Chordata; Actinopteri; Anabantiformes; Osphronemidae. The transcript has 8 exons. The record is from RefSeq and is a predicted model, not a curated record.